AUGAAUAUCAAUAACCCGGUACUUAAUAUGAACCAAAUAUCUUCACUUGUAUCCAAACAAUUGAAAGUAGCUGAUAAAAAAUUCAAAACCUCUACCAAAGAUCAUUUUGAUUGGAAUAAUAUUAAAAGAACACCUCAACUAUUGAGGCGAAAAGCUAAUUUAGAAUCAUAUACCAUUGACGAAGAUUUCAUAGAGUUAGAAAAUAACCUAUUGUAUACCGAAAAGAAGAUAAAUAGCUUAACUAAAUACACUUUGGGAUAUUGUUCUGGAAUUCUUAAGGUUUUAACACAUUCAAAGAACGCAGGGCUCUUUUUCCAGCAGCUAUUCGACCCGUAUAAUACUUUGCCAAAUUCUAUAAAGACAAAGCUAGAAGAAAUUGGAAAUUUUGAUUCCCAAAACGAAAGCAUAUUCCUGUCUGCAUCAAGACAAGCUAUAUUUCAAGAAGAAUAUGAAAUAUGGUCAAAUUGCACGUCUUAUGUAGAAUGCACGAGAACCAUAGAACCAUCCAUUAAGAAUGAAAUUGAAAUUCUUGGAAGUAUGGUAGAAGAGAAGGUUUCAGAAGUUCUCAAAUUAGUGAACUUUAUAAAAAAACAUAUUAGGAAUCGUAAUUAUGCGUUAAUGGAUUAUGAUAAAACAUACAACACUCACGAAAAUUUGUUAUUGAAGCACAAGACAGACGAAUUAUCGACUAAGCAGUCUCUGCAAAUGUACAACUUAGAAAGAAAACUAGAAGAAAAUAAGGUGGCUUAUACCUACCUAAAUGAUUUAUUAAAAAAAGAAUUGCCUUUUUUUUUCAAAUUGGUGGAUUCAAUUUUGCAGCCAAUUCAACUUCGGACUUAUUAUGUUCAACUAUUAGUAUCAUACCAAAUAAAUAUUAAUCUUCUAUCAAUUCAAGAUAUAUUUCAUAUUGAUUUGGAAGAAUUGAAAAAAGAUACGGAUAGUAGUAGAAUUAUCGAACAAUUUAAUUCAAAAAAUAAAGUUGCAAGCGACUUAUUAGAUCUGUUAUCUAUUAUUAAUUUCCGUGAAAACUUCUUUAAUAAGCUUACUAUGAGUGAAGAUUCACUGCCUAUCUUUAAACAAGAGAGAAUAAUCAAGAAUUAUGACCCGGAAUAUAAAUACUGUCAAGCAAUAUUUUCGUUCAGAGGACAACAAGAAGGUGACCUCUCGUUUAAAGCGGGUGAAAUUAUUAAAAUAUUUGACAGUUCUGGCGGAUGGUGGAAAGGUAGUAUUGAAGAUGAAGUUGGUUUGUUUCCAGGAAAUUAUGUUAAAAUGCUAUAA
Messenger RNA from Debaryomyces fabryi, 1278 nucleotides. RefSeq lists its product as uncharacterized. The record is from RefSeq and is a predicted model, not a curated record. Gene Ontology annotation, biological process: actin cortical patch localization; plasma membrane tubulation; endocytosis. The transcript has a single exon. Lineage: Eukaryota; Fungi; Ascomycota; Pichiomycetes; Serinales; Debaryomycetaceae. Bases 1 to 1278 code for a protein of 425 amino acids. Gene Ontology annotation, cellular component: Rvs161p-Rvs167p complex; actin cortical patch; medial cortex. Gene Ontology annotation, molecular function: protein binding; lipid binding.